CUUGAGGCAGAUCCUGUUCGACUGUCCCAGUUACCUUUUCUGCCGUUAGCCGGCGAAGAGAAUCCUGUCCGACCCGGCCAGCUCGUUAUUGCACUGGGCAGCCCUCUGAAUCUUUCCAACUCCUUAACCAUGGGCAUUGUUUCGGCCGUACAACGAGACCUUGGCCACCGAGGAGGUCUCAAGUACAUUCAGACGGACGCAAUCAUUACGGUAAGCUGCCAAGCCUAUAGACGAUACGAUUAUAUUUUAAUGUCUUGCCAUUGCAAUCUAUUCGUCUCUAGGAAAAGACAGACCUAUUUGGGACCUUGGAAUGUUUCGCUCCAUUUUCGAAUUAUAAUUUUCUUAUAUCAAAACUUACCUGAAUGUAUACCUCGAAUAAUCUUCAACCUCGGUUCGGAUUUGAUCAAUAGUGCAAAGGGUUUUAGUUAA
Protopolystoma xenopodis is the source of this 429-nucleotide messenger RNA. The record is from the annotation of a GenBank genome assembly. Lineage: Eukaryota; Metazoa; Platyhelminthes; Monogenea; Polystomatidea; Polystomatidae.